ACUUGCUUUUCAUUAGAUUUAAUACAAACAAAUGAAUUAACUAGUUGUAUUUUUUUCGAAAUGGAUAAUUUAAUGCAAAGAACCAGCAUGAUAAACCAGGGGCGGGGGAAGUUUUUCAGAACAGAGGUUAGACAGGUUAGACUAGCAAAAUACCCCCUCAGAUUAUCUAGGAAGCUUUUAGAAAUCUGACAGAAGUUCCCGGUGCUUAGUAAAUAUUUGGUAAAAAUAGGCUACCAUCCUAACACAGAAGAGUUCAGGUGAUUACAGUUGGAAAGAGAUUGAAUCAAAACUUCAGCAAAUGAAACUUACGCAGUGACAUAUGCUUCUUUGCAUCUGUUGACAAAACAGAGACAUUUAUUUUGAAAUCUCAAAGUCAGAACAUUAAAAGCAAACUAAAAUGGAUGUCUUCUUGUUUGGGAAGUUUCCUCCUUUCUUUCCCUUUAGGAGAACUUUUAUUAUAGCUAUUUAAUCCUUGUCAAAGAUUCAGACUAUCAAACAAUCCAUCUCGUUUCUGUCUACUUCUCAUUAAUUCUUUCUGGUGUAUUGGUGGUGGGCUCAAGUAUUCUAGAUUAAGAGAGAAAAGUGUAUUUUUGAGAAGAGUAAUUGCUCAAUAAGUCCGCAGUAGUCUUUAGACCUCUUGGUAUACUUGUUUCACUAUCAAGUUAAAGAAAGGAAUACUUCAGGCGAUGUAUGAAGGAGAAGAGGUUCUCAAAAUCUCACAAUUUCCAAUUUGUAAUUUCAUGUAAGUAUUUUCUGAAUGCUUGCUUUAACACACUGUGUUCUGUUCUUUCUCUUCAGUUUGCUUUCUGCAGCACGUGAAAGACAGGAGGUGAUCUUUAACUCAUUCUGGUAACCCAUGAACCAGAUUCCUUCUCUGUCUUCUUUUCUCAGGAUUCAUUUUUCUGUAUCCAACUGGUAAAUCUGGUGUCUACUAAAUCAGACUUACACUUCGGUUACCACGAUUGGUACUACUGUUGAGUUGUGACCUGUAUGGCAGCGUUGUUUACCUGAAGACCUCACAUAGGCACAGUGAUGAGGGGUGAAUGACUGUUCCCACUCCAUAAGGAAAAGCACUGAACAAGGCUUUUGUUUGCCAGAGAGGGUACAACAGUCCUCUUAAAUCACCCGUUGAAUCAGCAUGUCAAUUACAGACGUUGUGAAACCCACUGCUUUGUGAACACCAAAUGAUUUAGGGUUGCUGUGUUUGUUACAGGGGAUGCUACAAGCCUAUCUAUUUCUAAAGGUGGGGAAUUGAAAGGCAGGGCUUUUCAGGUGUCUUGCAUUUUCAGCUAGGGCUGCAAGUCGGUAACCUUGCAUCAUCUGGCCACAUCUCAGAAGAAAUCCAGGAGGUUAGAUGAGCCUUCAGUCCAUGUCAAAGGGCAAAUAAAACGCGUCAGCUUUAGCACCUUUAGUUGAUAUUCCGUGUAUGUAUGUUCUGUGCUGUAUUUGCUGUGCUCUGAUAGCAUUCACACAGUUACUGUAGGUUAAUGGGUGUAGAGUAACUCACUAAGCCAUAACAAAACUGUUAGCUUUUUGGGGCAAAACACUCAGGUGUGGCUCCCGGUUAAGCUCUUCAGGCACUAAAUGAUAGCCUGUCUUUAGAAACACAAAUUCAUUAGACUCAAAGAAGGAUUUAGUCUCUUUUGUGUGUAUUUGUAUUCAACCUUGAGGAGGAAAGUAGGCAAGCCCUCAAUUAUACUAUCUAAACUUGGCUAAAAGCUCAUGCAGGAAGUUAAUUGAAUACAUACCUACCUCCUGGCAUUAAAGCACAGCAACAAUUUGACAUAGCAUUAACCAUUUUCUGAUGUUUUUCUCUGGUGCUGAAGAUGAAUCAUUGUGGUACUCAAGCCCCUGUCUGGUUGUCUCUGAGAGAGUCAGAAUCCAUGCCUCGACCUGGUGAGAUGAAACAGUUAACAGCUUGUGCUACAUGGCAGUUUUUCUUCAGCACUUCAAAAGACUGCUGUCUUUUCCGAAUCCCUGUCAGUGUGAGGAACUGCGGAGAUUUCUUUGUUUACUUACUGCAGCCCACCCAAGGAUGCAUGGGGUAUUGUGCAGAAGUUGUUUCAGAUGGAAAGCCAGAGACCUGUGAUCCUGAGGGAAUGGAAAUUCAAGGUGUCUGUAGCAGUAACCUGACUCCUACACCAUCUCCAUCUGUGUCACCACCACUACCAGCUGUUCCUGAAGUUGUAGCAGAGUUAAUCAAAGGCAGCAUUUACCUGAGGUGUACCUUUGGCGUUCCUUUUGCAAACAACUCAGUCGGAUUCAUUGUAACUUGGUCAAGACUUUCUCCUGAAGGUAUCAAAGAAGAACUGAAACAUGAAACAGCAGUUCGUAUGUUCUCACUUCUAGAACUAGAUGGGAUAAACGUCAGACUUGGAGACAGAGUCUACUGUAGCAGUUCUGCUUUUUUCAUGGAGAAGCCAGAUAUACAAAGCUCUUCCAUUGAGAGCAAGGAAUUUUUUGCUGGCAUCAAGAUACUUCCAGAAACAUAUGAUAUAUCAGAAGAUGGGAAGGAAUACAGACUGGCAAUAGAAAGUAGCAUUCCUAUUCCUUGUCCUGAGUUUAGCCAGCUUGAAAGUGACUGCAAAAUCUCACUAACAUUAAAUAGUGUUGAUGAGGGUAAAGAGCAGUUAGGUUUAAACUUGGCUCUUUCUUCUUGUCAUGUGGAUCUUCUCCAGAAACCCUGCAAUAACGGGAUCUGUAGUCAAGCUGUAAUUUAUUUCACUGCUGUGACAGACUUUGUGCAGGAUGGAGACAGAAUUACCAGAAUUGCAGUCGAACCUAUAUCCAGUGAGAAUUUCCUGUGGAAUGGCUAUGUUCCAGAAAGUGCACAGAUUACAGUAAAGGAUCUGCCCACUGCUUACUGCUACUCAUUUACUGACCCUCAUAUAAUUACAUUUGAUGGAAGACUUUAUGACAAUUUUAAAACAGGAACAUUUGUUCUCUAUAAGAGUACGUCUCGAGAUUUUGAAGUACAUGUUCGCCAGUGGGACUGUGGAAGUCUUCACUAUCCAGCAUCCUGUAACUGUGGCUUUGUUGCCAAAGAAGGAAGUGAUAUAAUUGCAUUUGACAUGUGCAGUGGUCAGCCAGAUGAGUCACAGCCACACUUAUCUGUAAUAAAUAGAGACACAACAGGAAGCAAUGUCAGAAUCACUGAAUCCUACCUAGGAAGAAAAGUAACAGUUUUGUUUUCUUCUGGAGCUUUUGUUCGUGCUGAUGUGAGUGAAUGGGGAAUGAGCAUAACACUUAGGGCACCCAGUUCAGAUUACAGACAUACAGUGGGACUCUGUGGCACCUUUGAUGGAAUUGCAGAGAAUGACUAUCACACUGCAAGCGGGGUGGAAAUCCCAAACCAAGCUAAUGUUCCUUUUUCUUUUAUUAAGGAAUGGAGAAUUUCACCAGGAGAUAGCUUGUUUGACAAGACACCUGCUUCUUUAACAUCUUCUAGAAAAAUAGCCUUCUGUGACUGCGCACUUGAAGAUGCUGGAUUACAUGGAUCAGUGAAUAAAUUAGAGAUAGCUCCUCAGUCAGAGCUUCCUCUAUCUUGUAAAGAAAGUAAAAAUGGUAGAUUUCUUUCUUUGAUACCGGGACUGGACAUCACUGCUGAGUAUCUUGGUCCUAUUGAUCUUGUCAGAGGCUUAAAGAAACGUUCGUCUGCACUUGAAACGGAUUCAUCUACACUUCUGCAGAGGAAGGAUAAUCAAACCAAACUUCACCAAACAUCACUAGUAAACACACGUGUCUCUGCAACCUCAGUGGGAAAUACUGGUAGAGAAAGAGAAGGAACUUCAAGCUCAGACAUUAAAAGAAAUUUUCACCCUUAUAGUAGGCAUCUUCACAAAAGUCAAUCUGUUACAAGUAGGAGGAAGCGUCAAAAUUACUACGAAUACCAUCCAGUAUUUCUGUUCCAAAGUCUUAGUCAAACAGACUUAGAGGGUUAUAGUUAUUUUUUCCCAGAGGACCAUACCACUGACACAGACCAGAAGUUUCUUCCUUCUUGGCCCACACCUUCUGGCCUCACCAAGUCUGAUGCUUUUUUACUAUGCCAGCAGGCAAUAGCUAAUUCCAGUAUAGGAAGAUCUUGUGGUGGCUUUCUUGGCCGGCGAAUAGAGGAUGCAAUCAAUAUGUGUGUUAAAGAUUUGCUGCUGAAAGAUGACCUCAGUUGGGCAGAAGCUUCCUUAGCCCUUCUAGAGAAUGAAUGUGAGAAAAGAGUUUUAGAAGAAAUAAAUUACAACCAACAGGAAUUUGAAGGGUUGGUUGAGAGUCUGCUUGCUGCACUGAAGUGUCCCAGUCUCUGCAGUGGCAACGGGGAAUGUACAGAAUGGGGCUGUGCAUGUUUUCAAGGCUACAGCUCAUAUGACUGCAGCAUGCUGUCUGAUCAGGCUCCAGAAAUUACAGAGCUAGAGAAUGCUGGGCUCUGCAAUAUUCGACAGUACGACUGCGCAUCAGUGAGAGCUUUUGGACGUGGCUUCAGGGAGUCAUUGAAUCUGAAAUGUGAAAUUACCAGAUUACAGUAUAUUGAUAGACAAUGGAUUCCUGGAGAACCUCUAACUAUACCAGCUGCCUUCCAAAAUGCCAGGACUGUCGACUGCCAGUUACCAAAUGAUGGCCAGCAGUCUGAUGUCAUGGAUCUAGUUGAUGAUAAACCCAUUGCCAGGUGGCAAAUAAAGAUUUCUAAUGACGGAAUCAUUUAUAGCAACUCUAAAACAAUGAUUUUAUAUGAUGGAGCCUGUCAGACAUGUGAACCACAAGAAUCUGGGUUAUGUAUAUUAAAGGAGAAAACAUGCAACAUAGAUGGACUCUGUUAUGGUGAAGGUGACACAAAUCCAACCAGCCCUUGCUUACUCUGCAGACCUGACAUAUCAAAGUUAACUUGGUCAGUUGUUGAAAACAACCAGCCUCCAGUGCUUGAAACUUUCCAGGGUGCGCUACAGACUUUUUAUGGAGAAGAUUUUGUGUAUCAGUUUUUGGCUUCAGAUCCAGAGGGCUCUGCUAUUCAUUUCACAUUGGAUUCUGGUCCAGAAGGUGCCAGUCUUUCCCCAUCGGGUCUCCUUUUGUGGAAAGCUACAUCAAUGAAUCUCCAUAAAUUAACAUUUUCUUUGACAGAUGACUGCAAUGCAAAGACUAAGGUAGAAAUAGAGGUCAGCGUAAAAUCAUGUGAUUGCCUAAAUAAUGGCUCAUGUGUGACAAACAUUAAUUUCCCACCUGGAAGUGGAAGAUAUCUUUGUGUGUGUGUGGCUGGAUUUGAAGGUGAUCUCUGUCAAGUGAAUACUGAUGACUGUAAACUUAACCAUUGCGGUACUGGCAGAUGUGUGGAUGGAAUAAACAGCUAUUACUGUGAAUGUCCACCUGAACUUCAAGGUAAAAAUUGUCAAGAUGAUGUAGAUGAAUGUGUAUCCAAUCCUUGCUUCCCUGGAGUAUUUUGCUUCAAUACUUUUGGUUCUUACUAUUGUGGUCCAUGCCCAAAUAAUCUUCAAGGAGAUGGGAAGUCAUGUUACGAAAGCUUUGAAAACACCAAUGUUGAAAGAAAGGAUUCCACAGGAGAAAUUGGAGGGAAUAAAGGUUUUCAGCAAUCAUCCAUUGAGAAGUUUUUAAGCAUCUCAGGCUAUAUUCCAAGUUCUACAGAUGUCCCCGAGAGAUUUAGUUCUACAGAAAUGGUCAGUGGCAGCACUCUACCAGUCUCCAUGGUAAAAACAGUCACUGCUUGGAAGUCACCUUAUUCUCAGGGAAGUGCUUCUGUACAGCAUGUUGUUACUGCAAACAUUGCCCAUGCUCUCAGCACCAUCAGUGGUCACCUUGCUAACACAGAAGAGAGUUCUUCAGUACAUGCUGUGGUGACUGCAUCUUCAAGGAGCCAUGCUGUACCACCUGAGAAGAAAACAAGGGCACAAGUUGUGGCAUCCAGUUAUUUUGAGACCAGCAGGAAGACUUCUGCUGGCAGCAGAAAAAAUACAAGGAAAGGGCUUUCUUUGCCAAGGAAAGUAUUCAAAGGUGGAAAUGCUCACAGGGUUCAGCAUCAAUUAGCCAAGCAUAAAACAAGUCCUUUACCUUUUGUCCUUGUUGAAGUUACUGUCGCACCAAAAAUGCUUCCUGAAGAACUGAGUAAAAUGGUGAUUCCUAAAGCAGUAACCUGUACUGAUUUACCCUGUUUUCCUGGUGUACCUUGUGAGUCAAGUCAGGAUGGAAGCAUCAAGUGUGGUCAUUGUCCUUAUGGUUAUUACGGAGAUGGCUUCACUUGCAGAGCAAGAUGUAGACAAACAUGUGGCAAAAACAUGGAGUGUGUGGCACCUAAUAUUUGCAAAUGCAAACCUGGUUAUGCUGGUUAUAACUGUGAGGCUGCUCUAUGCAGGCCUGAUUGCAAAAACCAUGGGAAGUGCAUUAAGCCCAAUGUCUGUGAAUGUCUACCAGGAUACAGUGGCUCCACUUGUGAGGAAGCACAUUGUAAACCACCCUGUCAAAAUGGAGGCACGUGCUUGGCCAGAAAUCUCUGCACCUGUCCAUAUGGUUUUGUGGGACCAAGAUGUGAUACAAUGGUUUGCAACAGACACUGUGAAAAUGGUGGUGAGUGUCUUACUCCAGACAUCUGCCAGUGUAAACCUGGGUGGUAUGGACCUACAUGCAGUACAGCAAUGUGUGACCCUGUGUGUCUCAAUGGUGGUUCCUGCACUAAGCCAGAUGUUUGCCUCUGUCCACAUGGAUUCUUUGGUGCCCAGUGUCAGAAUGCUGUCUGCAGCCCCCCAUGUAAGAAUGGUGGUCAUUGCAUGAGAAAUAAUGUCUGCGCUUGUCGUGAUGGGUACACAGGCAGAAGAUGUGAAAAAAGUAUCUGUGAGCCAAGGUGCAUGAAUGGAGGAAGGUGCGUAGGGCCAAAUGUUUGCUCUUGUCCUUCAGGAUGGAGAGGAAAAAGAUGUAACACUCCAAUCUGUCUGCAGGAAUGUAAGAAUGGUGGGGAGUGUAUUGGACCAAGUACGUGCCAUUGUCCUCCGCAGUGGGAAGGAAUCCAGUGCCAAACACCGGUGUGCAACCAGAAGUGCCUGUUUGGAGGCAAGUGUGUAUCGCCUAACAUAUGCUCUUGUCGUCCUGGUUAUACUGGAGUCCUCUGUGGGAAGAAAAUUCAGGUACAAAGGCAUCAUGGUUGAAGAAGAGAAGUGUAUCAAUUAAUCUGCAGUGCUGCAUGGACGUAUGAGACUUGAAAAUCGCAGAAGGGUUGAAGGCAAUUACAGAGUUUAUUUAAAUGAAAGGAAUAUCCAGAAGCAUUAUUUUAAAAGAUGUGUAUUACAGCCAUGAAUUUUGAUGGGCUUCAAAACUACAGUCUUGUAGUCAUUAAAAUGUAUGUAUAUUUUUGUAAUUUUUUGCUACCUCAUGCACAAGCCCCACAGCUUCUGGUACUUCACGGAGCUCAGAGAUUUGAUGAAUGAUGCAAACUCAGAAUUCUGCAGUUUGUUGAUGUAGUCAGCUGGACUAUGAGAUUUCCUUUGUGGGAACAAGACUGUAAUAGCUGCCAAGUGGCUAGGAGAGAAGGCAGCAUUUGUGAAUAGUACCUUCUGUUUUUAAACAUUUAAACAUUGGCUGCAUACAGAAGAAAAAGCAGAACUUUUUUUCUUCUUUGUCUUUGCAUCGGUCUGUUCUAAUGACAAGUUAUGAGUGAGGAAGGAGGGGAACCUAAACCAAGGCUUGGCUACUACCAACGGAGGCAAGGUCGCACGUCCUGUUAACGGUCACCCAGGUGCAGAAUAAUUCAGGUUUAUCCAUGGCAAACCGUAGUAGCCUGGAGCCAGAUACCGACUCCCCUGUUCAGAGUUCCCCAUUACUUACGCUCACUUAGCUGAGUCACCAGCUACUGAACGAUUCCUGUGUCUGUAAGACUUUUAUGCCCCUCUUCUGAUAUGGCAUUCAGUAAUAUGAGGACAUUUUGUCCCUGAGUCUCUUAGAGAAAUUUAGAAAUGCUUUUAACCGUGCUGAAUCUUAAAAUAGGAACUAAUAAGAGGAGGAAUUUGCUGUACAUCAUGCCAUCUGUAUAUAUCAAAUCAGAAAGUAUUUGUAGAAGUGUCAUAGGAGUUUUUUUCUGUUACCUAUUGCUCCAGUGAACUGUUAGCACAUACCAGCUGCCAGAUAGUUUUUGAACAAAUAAAAUUCCAGUUUUUCUGAAAUUUCCUACAGAGCACCACCAUCUUCUUCCCCUAGAGCUGCAAAAGACAUUUCAGUUCCUGCUGCAACCAGCUGAGCUCUGGUAAUAGAUAGAAAUGUCUCUUUAGCUAACCCAUUGAAGUUUACUAUUUUGUUUUGGUUUUUUUAAAACCAAAAAUAAACGUCAUGACUUUCUGUUCUCCUGAGCAAUAUUCAAUUUGCAUACACUGAUUCCAAAUGGGAAGAAAACAGAGCUCAUUUUACCAUUUGCUGCCACUGUGGGGAUGCUGAUUGCCAAAUCAUAGCUGCUAGCAGCUCUGUGCCUAUAUUCUGCCUCACCUUUUGAUAGCCCUUUUAAGCUAUUUUGCCAAGUUAGCUGGCAUUUUGAGAGCUCAGCAUCAUUCCAGAAUGAUGGAUUUAAAAACUGUAAAAAAUGUUUUCAAUUUUCUGCUUGCAUUUUAAGUUUCCGUGUUUCUAUAGUUUCUUUCAAUCAAGUAUCAAAGUGGCUGAUAGAACAGUUCCCAGAAGAUAAGGCUGUUAUUUAAAACCUAUUCCACUUGGAACAGUUUCCUUUCUCACAACUCUGAAAAGAUCUCUGUGAACAAAACCUGACUAGCUAUUGGAAUGGAUGCCUCAGGAUGAUGUUUUGAAUACAGAAGGUUCUGAAAAUGGCUUUAAAGUGCAAACACCCCGGUAUCUGAAUCUCAGACUGUUGUAACCCCCCUUCCGCUUGUCAGUUACAGAGGUAUUGUGCCAGAGGAGAGGUGACAUCUGCCAGGAACACUGUUAAUAGUACUUUGGUUAAUGAGUUUGUGCAACCCUCCAUUCACAAAAUUGAAUCAAUAUACAUGUGCCUUUCUAGGAUUUCAGGCUGAA
Molecule: messenger RNA, 9000 nt
Organism: Falco peregrinus (peregrine falcon)
Lineage: Eukaryota; Metazoa; Chordata; Aves; Falconiformes; Falconidae
Gene: VWDE
Product: von Willebrand factor D and EGF domains
Exons: 29
Coding region: 1827-7136 (1769 amino acids)
Biological process (GO): anatomical structure development
Cellular component (GO): cell surface; extracellular region
Molecular function (GO): calcium ion binding; signaling receptor binding
Source: RefSeq, a predicted model, not a curated record